Caenorhabditis remanei is the source of this 417-nucleotide messenger RNA. RefSeq lists its product as uncharacterized. The record is from RefSeq and is a predicted model, not a curated record. Bases 1 to 417 code for a protein of 138 amino acids. The transcript is spliced from 3 exons. Lineage: Eukaryota; Metazoa; Nematoda; Chromadorea; Rhabditida; Rhabditidae.
AUGGUGCUCAUUUAUGCAAUCAAUUUUUAUUUUUUACUUCUUAUUUUGAUACCGUCCACACCUACGGUUAGUGGACAGGAUACUGCACCGAACAGUCUCUGGUGUGUUGAGGGCGAGAAAAAACUGUAUUCUCCAGUUCAAUGUCCUGCAGAAACAACGGAAUGUUUCAAGUUCACAUGCGACGGAAUUGAAGAGCCAUUCGUUGCUCGUGGUUGUGGUCUCUCUGUUCUGAAAUCCGCCGCAGGUCUACCCAAUGAAUCCUGCCAUCAAGCUCAAUCAAUUUGUGAGCAAGUGGGCGGAGUCUCGAGUUGUCAUACGUGUAAUAACAAACAUAUGUGUAAUAUAUCAUUUCCUAAUUUCUCAGUGUUAAUUGUUGCCCUGUUGAGUUGUUUAAUUUUUAUUGCCGGUGUACUGUAG